AGAGAAUAGUUGAAUUUUGUGGAUUGAAAUUAGAAAUUUGAAACAAAAAAAAAUAUGCCCAUUCGAAAAAGGCACAACGAGAAAAGCUGCUGCAAGUGGUGACAUAGAAAAAUUAAAACUAGCUCACGAGAGUGGCUGUGAAUGGGAUGAAUAUACAACUACUGAAGCUGCUGCAAAUGGGCAUUUAGAAUGUUUAAAAUAUGCACAUAAAAAUGGAUGUCCGUGGAAUAAAGAAACAACAAGGGCUGCUGCUGCUAAUGGACAUUUAGAAUGUUUAAUAUAUGCUCAUAAAAAUGGAUGUCCGUGGAAUAAAAACACAACUGAAGCAGCUGCCAUGAAUGGUAAUUUAGAAAUUUUAAAAUAUGUUCAUAAAAAUGGAUGUAGAUGGGAUAACAACACAACAAUGGCCGCUGCUGCAAAUGGACAUUUAGAAUGCUUAAUUUAUGCACAUGAAAAUGGCUGUAAAUGGGAUGAAAAAACAACAUUAAAAGCCGCCGAAAAAGGUAGUUUGGAAUGUUUAAAAUACGCUCAUGAAAAUGGGUGCCGCUGGAAUAAAUAUACAACAACGCGAGCUGCCUUACAUGGUAAUUUAGAGUGUUUAAAAUAUGCGCAUGAAAACGGUUGUAAAUGGGAUGUAAGCACAAUUACUGCAGCUGCCAUGAGUGGAAAUUUAGAAAUUUUACAAUAUGCGCAUAAAAAUGGAUGUAUAUGGGAUGAAAGCACAGCAGAAGCAGCUGCAAAUUAUGGUAAUCUAGAAAACUUAAAAUAUAUUCAUGAAAAUGAAUGUAAAUGGGAUAAAAAAACAACAAGGGCUGCUGCUGCAAAUGGGCAUUUACAAUGCUUAAUAUAUGCUCAUGAAAACGGAUGUAAAUGGGAUCAAAGUACAAUAAGGGCUGCUGCUGCAAAUGGGCAUUUACAAUGCUUAAAUUAUGCGUAUAAAAAUGGUUGCCAAUGGGAUGAAACAACAACUAAAGAAGCUGCACAAAAAGGUAGUUUAGAAUGUGUAAAAUAUGCUCAUGAAAAUGGAUGCAAAUGGGCAGAAGGAACAACUAGAGCUUCUGCUUUAGUAGGUAAUUUAGAAAUUUUAAAAUAUGUCUAUGAAAAUGGAUGUCAAUGGGACAAAGGUACAACCUCUGCAGCAGUUAUGACAGGUGACUUAGAAAUGUUAAAAUAUGCACAUGAAAAUGGAUGCGAAUUCGAUGAAUUAAUAACAAUACAAGCUGCCAUUACUGGUGAUUUAGAAAUUUUAAAAUAUCUUCAUGAAAAUAAAAGUAAAUGGGCAGAAGGAACAACUAGAAUUGCAGCUUUAAAAGGUAAUUUAGACUUUUUAACAUAUGCCCACGAGAAUGGAUUCCAAUGGGAUGAUGGUACAACAAAAAUUGCUGCAGAAAAGGGCUAUUUAGACUGCUUAAAAUAUGCUCAUGAAAAUGACAUUAAUUGGGAUGAAGGUACAAUAGUUACAGCUGCUAAGCAUGGCAAUUUAAAUUGCUUAAUAUAUGCACACGAAAAUGGAUACAAGUGGGAAGAUGGCACAACUAGAGCUGCUGCAGCAAGUGGCUGUUUAAACUGUUUAAAAUAUGUUCAUAAAAAUGGAUGUGAGUGGGAUGAAAAUGUAACGUCAGUAGCUGCUUCUUAUGGUAAUUUAGAAAUUUUGAAAUAUGCUCAUGAAAAUGGAUGUAAAUGGGCAAAAGGCACAACAGAAACAGCAGCAAGAUAUGGUAAUUUAGAUUGUUUAAUAUAUGCACACAAAAAUGGAUGCCAAUGGGAUGAUGGUACAACUAAAGCUGCUGCCCAAGAGGGUGAUUUAGACAUUUUGAAAUAUGCUCAUGAAAAUGGAUGUAAAUGGGCAGAAGGCACAACUAGAGCUGCUGCUUCUUAUGGUGAUUUAGAAAUUUUAAAAUAUAUCUAUGAAAAUGGAUGCCAAUGGGAUAGAGGCACAACUAGAGCUGCUGCUUUAAAAAGUGAUUUAGAAAUUUUAAAAUACGCACAUGAAAAUGGAUGCGAAUUCGAUGAGCAAAUAGUGAUAAUAGGUGCCUUUAAUAGUGAUUUAGACACUAUAAAAUAUGCUCAUAUUAAUGGAUGCGAAUUGGAUAAAUUAAUAACAAUACAUGCUGCUUAUAGAGGUGAUUUAGACAUUUUAAAAUAUGCUCAUGAAAAGGGAUGCAAGUGGCUAGAAGGAACAACUAUAAUUGCUGCAGAAAAUGGCUAUUUAGACUGCUUAAAAUAUGCUCAUGAAAAUGACAUUAAUUGGGAUGAAGGUACAAUAGUUACAGCUGCUAAGCAUGGCAAUUUAAAUUGCUUAAUAUAUGCACACGAAAAUGGAUACAAGUGGGAAGAUGGCACAACUAGAGCUGCUGCAGCAAGUGGUUGUUUUGAUUGUUUAAAGUAUGCCUAUGAAAAUGGAUGUAAUUGGGAUGUAGAUACAAUAGUUACAGCUGCUGUUCAUGGUAAUUUAGAUUGCUUACAAUAUGCUCAUGAACAUGAAUGUAAUUGGGUUGAAGGUACGACCAGAGGGGCUGCUGCUAAUGGACAUUUUGACUGCUUAAAAUAUGCCUAUAACAAUGGUUGUGAUUGGGACGAAGGAACAACAAGAGAAGCUGCCGCUAGUGGUUGUAUUAACUGUUUGAUUUUUACACAUAAAAAAGGAUAUACAUGGGAUGAAGGUACGAUGAGUGCAGCUGCUACAAAUGGUCAUUUGGAAUGUUUGAAAUAUGUUCAUGAAAAUGGAUGUGAGUGGGAUGAAAGCACAAUAAGAUUAGCUGCUGCAAAUAAUCAAAUAAGUUGCAUAAAAUACGCUCAUGAAAAUAAUUGUCCGUGGAGUAAAAAUACCAUUUAUGAAGCUACUCGAAAUGGUUUUACUGAUAUANUUAUGAAGCUACUCGAAAUGGUUUUACUGAUAUAG
Daktulosphaira vitifoliae (grape phylloxera) is the source of this 2902-nucleotide messenger RNA. RefSeq lists its product as uncharacterized. The transcript is spliced from 3 exons. The record is from RefSeq and is a predicted model, not a curated record. NCBI's taxonomy places the organism in Eukaryota, Metazoa, Arthropoda, Insecta, Hemiptera, Phylloxeridae. Bases 335 to 2902 code for a protein of 855 amino acids.